GUUUACUUUCUGAAUCGAAAAUCAACAUACGGGUGGUGGUGCAUGAGUAAAGUAGCCUAGCCUAACAGAAUAAAUCCUUUGAACUAUGUUGUUUAAUUUAUGGUGUAUGUAUGAACGAAAGCAAUCGGUUUAAAGUGGUCCAGGUUUUGGUUGGGAAGCCGAUUGAAGUUUCACCGUGUGAGUUGUUGAAAGUUAACUUCAAGUUCAAAAUUGCUUGGAAGAAGAAGCUGCAGCAGACAGAGAAUGUAGUGUUAGGCUAAUGUUCAUGUUAUUUGGGUAUCUGAUCAUGACUAGUGUGCAACUUGUGGAUAGCAUCAACGCUAAUUAGCCCUGUAGUUUGUUUUAGAAGCCUGGAUUUAACAGAUAGCUUGCUAUCAGCCCAUUCCAGUGUUAUUAGACUUGUGCAUUAGUGGUCACUUAACGUAGGCCAAGCCUAGGCCUAGGCUAAAACCUGUAGACACCGUUUUGUGUUAGCGUAGCCUAGGCUACUAGACUACACUGAGAAAACACUCUGAAAGCAUGGAAAGUGGAACAGUAGGUGGCGACGUUCUCCUGCGGAAACUGAAACCCAGACUGAUCGAUAUCCUGACAGCAGAUACUGAUCUGCUUCUGCAACACACCGACUCUCUGGAAUUGCUCACACGUCAAGAAUAUUCACACGUCAAGGCUAUCACCAAUCCGUCAGAAAAGGCGCGCGACCUUUUGGAUUAUGUUAUCCAAAAAGGGAGUUCCACAUCAUGGGACCUUAUACAUCUCCUACAGGAGAAAGAAAUGCAGGAAACUUUCCCAAAACUCAUCUUCUUGAAGGAGCUAACCCGAAAUGACAAGACCAUUGAAAUGUACCUGACAGAGAACUGUGGAGUCAAAAGAAAAAAGGCCAUGGAUGAGGAAGAACCUCCUUCGAAGCAGUUAUGCUCAAAUGCAGUUGUGACUGAGCAGCAGUUGAUGCUGGUUGCAACCAAUAUGGGUCGGUCUUGGAAGCAGUUUGGCAGAAUGGCUUUGGGUAUCUCAACUACAAAAUUGGAGCAGAUUGUGGAGGACAACCCUCACAACCUAGUGGAGCAGACAUUUGCCAUGCUGCGAUUCUGGAGCAUGCGUGAACGGUCAAAGGCCACCGCCAAACGCCUUCAUGGCCUGCUUUCUGAAGGUGACUGGGCAUUGCCUCCUGAAAGCAUUAAUUUCCUCCUUGAUGACAAUUGAGGGGGUAAUGAGUUCACCAUGGCAACUCUCCACACAGAGCAGGACUGCACGUGUACUCUAAUGCCAUACCAACACCACCAGUGACCAAAAGUAUUUUUUAUUAUUAUUUUUUAUGUCAUGUAGUUCUGUAGAGUGAAGAUAUAAUCAAAAAUUAUGUACUGUGUGUUUUAGUGUUUUUUUUUUUUUUUUUUUUAAUGACCUGUGUUUUAUAUUGGAUUAGGUCUUAUUUUAAAUAGUUUUAUUUACUAAUUACAUUGUUAUAAUGGAAAAUGGAAAACACACACACACACAAAAAUGAAAUAACCUGAAACUUUCUCGGACAAAUCACAUUGUUUCACCCAGAUGUACCUGGGCAAUUCAUGUGGUUUCACCCAUGUGCACUUUUGAGAGUGUUUCAAGUACAGUGUGUGCUGUAUGACCAAUAACCUAACUUAUAACUGUAACCUAGAUAAGUAGAGUGCUGGUAACAUUCCUAGUAGGGGAGCCCUAUGGCUUCAUUCUCCUAUAAGCAGAGCUGUGGUCAUGACCACUAGUCAAGUCCAAAACCAGGACUAGUAGACCAAGUCAAGACUUAGUCAAAAGAGUUUUGAGUCCAACACAAGACCAAGUCCAAAGUUGUUUGAAUCCAAGACCGAGACCAAAAUAAGAGACAGACUUGACAUGGAGUAAGCUAAAAAAUAUGAAUUCUCUAAACCUCUUUUUUCUGUGAUGUUAAAAACACUGUACAUUUUUCUUUUUACACUAUUAGGUCAUACGUCAUACGUUUAUAACUUUUUGACUUAAUAGAUGAGUUUUGGAAUGCAUUAAAUUGGUUAAUGUGUCAUUGUUAAUUCUCAUCCAUUAUACAGAUGGACUUUGAACAAAUUCAAUCAUUAUUUUUUCUGAACAUGGUCACUUAAUCACUGAUUUGUUUAUAUACUGUAUAUAUAUAUAUCAUUCUGAAAACAUGGCAUCUUGUUCUUAUCUGUGAGCAAAUUCUGGCUAUAUUACAUUGUAAUAUUAUAAUAUUAUUGAGAGGGGCCUUCACAGGGUUCAGUUCUGAAUUUCCUGAAAGAAAUGGUGAUGGUUUUUUGAAGUGGUUGCUAAGGUGUUGCGAGGGUAAACUUAGUGGUUCCUAAGCAAUAUUAUUUCUUUCAGGAAAUGCAUUUCUUGUUACUAAUUGAUCACUAGAAUGAUUUUUUAUUCACCUCCUGAAAUUAAUGGAAAUGAGAGUUAACCCCAUCUAACAAGCUGUUAGUUUUCUUGCACUCUUUUAAUUUUAACAUUGUUUUUUAUUUUUUAUUUAUUAGAACAUAGAACUAUGACCAAUAAAAUGGCUAUACAUUAACAUUUUAAGUGUUAAUGUUGUACCUUUGCUUUAUGACUACAUAAUCCAGCUGGCCUGACUGUGACGUACUGUGAACUUUGUUCUCUCGGCAAGUAUCACGUUGUUUCACCCUGAUGCUGUUUCACCCUGAUGCUGUUUCACCCGGAUGGUUCACAUGUGUUAACUGAUUGUCACCUUUGUACUGUGAACCGACUCCAUUUCAUCAAGGGAGGGCGAGCGAAAUCUGUAAUGUCAGGCUGCAGAAACGGAGAUUUCUGAAUUUUUGAAUGCUACUGUCAAACAAAUAUCCCUUUAGGAGCACUUAGGGUAAACGUGUCAUUUUAUUGGAUAUCAAG
Sardina pilchardus (European sardine) is the source of this 2862-nucleotide messenger RNA. RefSeq lists its product as uncharacterized. The record is from RefSeq and is a predicted model, not a curated record. Gene Ontology annotation, molecular function: protein binding. Bases 520 to 1200 code for a protein of 226 amino acids. NCBI's taxonomy places the organism in Eukaryota, Metazoa, Chordata, Actinopteri, Clupeiformes, Clupeidae. The transcript has 3 exons. Gene Ontology annotation, biological process: regulation of apoptotic process; signal transduction.